Molecule: messenger RNA, 483 nt
Organism: Penicillium antarcticum
Lineage: Eukaryota; Fungi; Ascomycota; Eurotiomycetes; Eurotiales; Aspergillaceae
Exons: 2
Coding region: 1-483 (160 amino acids)
Source: RefSeq, a predicted model, not a curated record
AUGUCCAAUGUUCAAGAGUAUGUCAUCGAGCGCCGCAAAAAUGAGCACCAUAUCGUUAUACCGGUAUCUGUGCUUGAUGCCUGGGGCGCGAAAUACGGGCCAGAUGAUCUUCUGAAAAUGAUCUUCGAUAUCGAACGCGCAGUCAGAGCCAUUGACGAGUCACGUUCGAGAAACAAUCUGACACGGGAUGAGAUACCGAGGGAAUUAUACAACCACAUCUGCAACAAGAACUUCUUACAGAAUGAUAUAGGAAGGUUUGUCCAAGCUGCCAUGCUGGUUGGUGAUGAUAUAGAUCCUAUCAGAUAUUUUAAAGGAUCAGACGCUUCGUGGGACGAAGAAUCGAGGGUGAAGAUGAUAGGUGUCUCCCUCAACGGAGAAAAAGAUCGUCAUGGGCGUGAUUUGAUGCUGCUGCAGGUUCUAUACGGGGGACUCCCGUUGAAUAUGGUCAAAAACGCCACUGAAGUUCUUCAAAUCUUGUAUUAA